GGAGGUUUGAGUUCGCGCUCGCUUAGUAGAGCGGUGUUACGCGGACCGCACGCACGUCAAAUCGCGACACUAAAAAGAACCCAAUUACAAGUUUUAAAAUAGUGCGGGAGACGCGCGCGGGAAAACCGCUUACGAUACAUACAUAAAGUUUUUACGAUUAUUUAUUUUUUAGUGUUUUUUUUUUAAUUAAUAAUAUUAUCAUUGAUAUUAUAACAAUUAGUAGUGAUGAAGGGGCAAGCUAAAAGAUUUGUGGACCACACGGGCAAAGCAUUCAAGAUGAGAACCAGUAAAAAGGAGCCGAGUGAUAAUAUAGGAUUUUUAGAUCUGUGGCGGUACUCGACUCCCCUAGAGAGAACCUGCUCGGUGGCGAGCGCUCUCGUCGCUUGCGCAUGUUCGUGUGCUCUGCUCUGCGCCAUCGUAGUUUAUGGGGAAAUAACGUCGCUAUUCGUCCAGAGGCACAGGGCUACGGCGACUACGCCCCAUGUCUACAUAUUGACCCUCUUCGGAGGUGGGAGGAGAUUAUCUGAAGGCAACCGCACUGGACACAUGGACGCACUCGUCGAGGACUCGAUAGCGUUCGGACUAGCCAGUGUGGCCAUCAUGGCAGCACAGCUCACAACCGCAGCCAUAGCCGUCACGUUAGCUAACUGGGCCGCCAACAGAAUGGUGAGCCGGUUAAGAUGGCGUCUGCUGCGGGCGGUGAUCACUCAAGAAGUGGCUUUCUUCGACACCAACACCAACAUGAACUUCGCGUCAGCGCUGACAGAGGAUAUGGACAAACUGAAAGCCGGCGUAGGCGAGCACGUCGCUAUGACCGCGUUCUUGGGCGGCACCGUCGUACUGGGCGCCGCCCUGUCUCUCACGUACGGCUGGCAGUUGACAUUAGCUGGCCUUAGUGUAGUUCCUGUAUCCAUCAUUGUAGCUGGAGUCGUCGCUAAGUAUCAAACGAAAUGGUCAGCGGAAGAAGUGAAAGCGUACGGAUCAGCCGGCCGCGUCGUGGAAGAAGCUCUCGCGGCCAUCAGGACUGUCCGAGCAUACGCCGGAGAAGAGAAAGAGUUGGAGAGAUACGAGUGGUCCCUGCGGUCGGCGAGUAUAGCGGCGGGUCGCCGCGGGUGGUGGGCGGGCGCGGGGUCGGGCGCGGGGUGGCUGCUCACGUACGCGCUCAACGCGGUCGUGUUCGCGUACGGCGCCGCGCUCUGCGUGCGCGACAUGGACCUGCCGCCCGAGAUGCAGUACUAUCACCCGGGGAUUAUGCUCACCAUCCUGUUCUGCACAUUCAUGGCAGCUCAGAACAUAGCGAUGUGUCAACCUCAUUUAGAGACAUUUUCUACCGCUCGCGGCGCUGCCAAGUCUCUCUUCAAACUGUUAGAAAGAAAGUCUAAGAUCAACGCUUUAGAACAGACCGGACUCAAACCUGAGAAGUUUAAGGGUGACAUCGUGUUCGACAACUUGUACUUCAAUUAUCCGUCGCGGCCUGACGUCAAGGUUCUCCGCGGUCUAACACUACGCGUUCGCGCCGGUGAAACGGUAGCUUUAGUAGGAGGCUCUGGUUGUGGGAAAUCAACAUUACUGCAGCUAUUACAACGACUGUACGACCCCGACUCCGGACAAGUUUACGUCGAUGGACAUCAGUUGCUGAACUUGCAUCUGCACCACUUCAGGACUAGUAUCGGCGUAGUGGGCCAGGAGCCAGUAUUGUUUUCGGGCACAAUACGUGAGAAUAUUGCUUUUGGUGCUGAAGCUUCCGACGCGGAGAUCAUAGCUGCUGCCAAAACUGCCAACGCGCACUCUUUCAUCACCAAACUGGCUAAGGGUUACGACACGAUGUUGGGCAGCAACGGAACCUCUCUAUCGGGGGGCCAAAAGCAGAGGGUUGCUAUAGCGAGGGCUUUGCUAAGGAACCCCAGCAUUCUACUGUUAGAUGAACCCACAUCUGCGCUGGACCCCGCUGCUGAGAGACUGGUGCAAGCAGCUUUAGACGCGGCUAGCAAAGGCCGCACCACUUUAGUGGUAUCCCAUCGUCUUUCCACAAUAGUGAAUGCUACGCGAAUAGUUUACAUGGAACAGGGGGCCGUACUAGAGGAGGGAACCCAUAUGGAACUACUUGAAAAGAAAGGGUUAUAUUGGAAAUUGGUGCAAGACGAUAUGACUCAUAAGAGUGCGAUGGCAGCUUUGAGUGCGGAAGACGAAUUGGACGAUGUCGAAGAAAUACCUAAAGAGACAUUUAGAAGGGCUUCCGUGCAACGACUCUCCACACAUAGAGAGUCCAUGAUCCGAGCUAGCAAACGCAUGGGAUCCAUAUCUUCCAAUCUUCCUGUACCCGACAUCAUACAACAGACGGGAAUCGAACCCGAGGAUGAGGUUGACGAAGUCCCCGACGUUUCCACGUGGCAAUUGUUGAAAUUAAAUGCACCUGAAUGGAAACUAUUGGUCGGAGGAGCUCUGGCUUCGUUGUUGGUUGGAGCUACAAUGCCGACUUUCGCUUUACUAUUGUCCAAGUUAUAUGGGAUGUUCUCGUGGUCAGACAGACAGUUAAUCCUCUCGGAAUCGUUGAAGUACGCGGGAUAUUUCCUGUUGGCCGCGGCUGCUUGCGGCGCCGUAACUUUCCUACAAGCGUGGUUGUUCGCCAAGGCCGGGAUUAAACUAACCGAUAGACUGAGGAAAAUGUGCUUCGGAAACUAUUUGAGACAGGAUCAAGCAUGGUUCGACUCCUCUGCCAAUUCCGUGGGUGCUUUAUGUGCUCGACUCUCUUCAGAUUGUGCCGCUGUACAAGGAGCUACAGGCAGUCGUUUGGGCGCCAUACUGCAGGGUGUCAGUACGAUGAGUAUCGGCGUGACUCUCGCCAUGUUCUACUCGUGGAAGAUGACUCUCGUCAGUCUACUCAGUGUGCCUUGUGUAAUGGGCGGCAUCUGGCUAGAAUCGUGGGUUUCUCGUCGCGCCGAACAAUCCGAACGGAAGUCUUUAGAAAAAGCUUCCAGGUUAGCUACUGAAGCUGUGCUCAAUCUACGGACCGUACAGACUCUGGGUGUGGAACAAACAGUGCUAGACCGCUAUACAUCAUCCCUACAAUCAUCGGAAACAUGCAGUCUCACCGCGUGUGUCCGCGGGCCAGUCUACGGUCUUUGUCUAUGCGCGCCUACUCUAGGAUACGCCGUGUCUCUGGCUUACGGGGGAUAUUUGAUCGCUAGGGAGGAUCUGCCUUACGCUUCUGCUGUUCUAGUGGCGGAGGCACUCAUCUACGGCGCGUGGAUGUUAGCAGAGGCUUUAUCGUUCGCGCCGAACUUCGCGGCUGCCAAACGAUCCGGAGCAAGAAUUAUACGCGCUUUAGACACUCAACCCAGCGUCGUUACUGAGAAUUCUGCGAAAGAGGAACCGGGAUGGACUGCCCAAGGAAACCUAGAAUUCUCCGCGAUAGAGUUCCGUUACCCGACCCGGCCCACAGUCCCAGUGCUGAAGUCCAUCAACCUCCAACUGCGGGCCGGCAAGACAUUAGCUCUGGUGGGGCCUAGUGGGUGCGGCAAGUCUACGCUAGUACAACUACUGCAGCGGGGAUAUGACCCGAUCAGUGGGACUAUUCGUAUAGACGGUCGUGACAUAAAGCGUUCCCUCACGUUGUCCCAGCUUCGAUCCCAACUAGGGCUCGUGCAACAAGAGCCGUCCCUGUUCUCGCGCAGCAUCCGGGACAACAUCGCGUACGGGGACAACACUAGGGACGUCCCCCUCGAGGAGAUCAUAGAUGCCGCCACUAAGGCUAACGUGCAUACUUUCAUCGCGGGACUGCCUUUGGGUUACGACACAGUCUUAGGCGGUGGAGGGGCAUCGCUGUCUGGAGGUCAGAAACAAAGAGUAGCCAUCGCUCGAGCUUUACUAAGACAUCCCAGGAUAUUGCUGCUAGACGAACCGACUUCUGCCCUAGAUGCUAACAGCGAGAAGGUAGUACAAGCAGCUUUAGAAGCGGCAGCAGCAGAUCGCACCACAAUUAUUAUAGCGCACAGACUCGCCACCGUCCGGCAUGCCGACCAAAUAGCCGUCAUACAUCAAGGAGUGGUAGCAGAACUCGGUUCUCACGAUGAAUUAGUUCGAAAACGGGGUCUUUAUUGGGAACUACUCAAACAGCAAGCUCCCGCUGAGGCGACAUAGUUCUACAUAUUAACAUAAUAUUAGUUAAUUUAUCUCAUCUAUAACUAUACGUCCGGACACAUCUCUCGACCCAAUUAGUGUAUAAGUUUCAACGGUCUGUAGCGAAAAUACAUAUUUAUGGUUCAGCAAUAUUUUUAAAAUAAUUAAAAUUGAGUUCAUUCUUCAUUCAUUUCUUAAAGUGCAUUCAAAUAAUUAAAAUUCAUAAUUUUAAAUUGAGCUUCAAAACUGCGUAUAAAUAACUUUUUGCUCAAUGUAACAUUUAUUUUUAGCUAGGAACCACCGAAACAUUAAAUACCCGGUUAUAAUGUGGGCCGUCAGAUGUAUCCGGAAAUAUAUGUAGUUAACUACACUUUAGAUGUAAAACUAUUAAACUUGUAGCUGAACUACACUAUAGUUUAUAAGAGAUUUUAGUAUUAUAGUAGUCGUUUUUAUAACAAAACGUUAAAAUAAAAUCAAGACUUUUUUUAAAUAAUAUGUAUUUGUACCUAUAUUAUGUUUUAUAAUGGUUUUGUGUAUCUGUUUGAGAUGUGUGUCAGGUGUUAGUGAGUGUACUUAGGUACAGUGUUUAGACACUCAUUCAUGCUAGAGAGAGCUAUAAUUUAUUGUGUUCAUUAACGCUCAUAACAUUAUUAAUUAUUUUAAUUUACUUUAAGAAAAAAAUAUCUGAAAAGCACAACUGUAUUUCACAACGACAAACUCUUUGUAAUUUCAUUAGUACUUUAUUUGAGAUUAGGUUGCCCUAACUUUGAUAUAACAUAAAUAUUUAUCACUUUGUCCAAUCAAAUGUUGUUUGUGCUAGUAGGUACUUUUUGUUUUUUUUUUUACAAUAAGUUAAUUUAGAGCUCUAAUUAUAUAACUUCAACACCUUUAACUUACCCACAAAUACUUUGUAAAUGAUAAUCACCAGUAUCGCUUUUGUUUUCAAAAUAAUUGACUUAACAAAAUCGCUAUUUUGACAUAACAAUAAAAAUGUCAACAAACGAAAUUAAUUAUAUUUAAGGGUAUUACAGUUGAAGUCAGAUAAGUCACUCAUCUGAUAGACAUUGAACAAGCACCUAAUUCUUGUUAUUAACAGACAGGCAGUAAAAAGUAUCGUGCUUCAUUUUAAUUAUAAAUGAUUCAUCAAUCUCUGCUUACAUCUGUUAUUUCUAAAAGCAAAAUAGUUAAUUAAAAUAGAAUUGGAAGUCAUGUGUUUUAAUUUAAAAUAUUAAUAAUAAUUUUAAAACCAACAAAAAGCUCUAAGAUAUGUUAUUUAAAUGACUUCAAAACGUAAGGAUUUUAUAAAAAACAUACUUUAAUUCUAAAGAAAAUAUAACUAGAAAAGAAUCCACGCGGACAUGGCAGCAGACCGGACUCGAACCCGCACCCUUAGCUAUCCGGGCGAAUGAACUGACCAGUAAUGCUACCGCUGCACUGACACAAUGUCAAUUGGUCAGUGCCCGGAUAGCGGAGGGUGCGGAUUCGAGUCCCGUCUGCUGCCUGGUUCGCGUGUAAUUUUUUUUAGUUAUAUUUUCUUAAGAUUUAAACAUCAAGCAAUAACAUGCUUAAAAAUCAAAAUUAUAUACUUUAAUUGUUCAUUUUUAGGAUUCCGUAACUCGAAAGGAAAAUAACGGAAAUUAAUUUAAUUAUUUAAAUAAAUACAUAAAUAAGUAAAUUUUAGUUACAUCACAUAUUUUUUUAACAAUUAUUAUAUACCUACAGGUUUGUACGGAACCUUCGGUGCGGUGUACUUUUAUACUGAUAACUGAUUUUAACCUCAUGACUCAAUCAAUCACGUUUAAUUGUUUGUUAAUAUUUUCUGCGUCUUAAUAAAUUAAGCCACCGUUGAAUUCAUAAAAAUUUAAAAAUAAUUAUAUUCAACACAAUUUGUCAUAAAUAAAGAAGCCUAAGAAGACGUGGUUCUGAAAUUCAUUUUUUUUUCUAUUUUCUUUUAUUUUAAUCCUACUUAGUGUUAUCGCUUUUACUUACUUAAAUAUUAUUAGUGUUGUGAUAAUUAUAGAUGGCUUAGUACAAUUUUAUAGAUUUGUAUUUACUCAGAACCAAAUAGAAUUACUGUAAGUAUUAAGUACCUAUUAUAUUAAUUUCUCGAUUUUAAGUUGUCACUAAGAUAAAAUUAUUGUUCUAUGACUGUGAUUAGAUUUAGAUACUUAUUUAAGCUCAUAAAUGGUAGAAUUAAGAUUUAAUUUUAUUUAAAAAAAUUGCUUGAAUUUAACAAACAAAAAUAAAAUGCAAAUAAUUUUGUAUUGAAAAAUCCGAAUUGUGAUAUUAUUAAAGAUUUUCAAAUAAAAAUCCAUUUACUAUGA
Messenger RNA from Chilo suppressalis (striped riceborer), 6443 nucleotides. NCBI's taxonomy places the organism in Eukaryota, Metazoa, Arthropoda, Insecta, Lepidoptera, Crambidae. The record is from the annotation of a GenBank genome assembly.